AUGUCGCUAGUUCAAGGGUACUCAAGUUCAGAAGAGGAGAUAGAAUCUCAAGAGGAAAAUGCCAUUAAUCACAAGAGACAAAAGACUCUGACAAACACUUUUCAAAAGAUCCUGUACGAUCCAGCAGCUUUUGACGCCAAUUCUCAACAGAGCAAGCUCAAAGAAGCUAAAGCAAAAGCAAAAGAGUUGAAGCUACGACGCAAACGAAAUGGGGGCGACCCAUGGGCGCCGAUUCAUUCAGAAGAAGAGCAAGUGCAUAAACCCGAACCAGCUCAAAUACUCAAGGAAGAAGAAGAAGAAGAAGAAGAGAACACAGAGCUGGAAAAGUUCCCACCAAGUUCGGAAUUUGUUGGAUCAAAUAAACGUGAUUACCAAGGCAGAUCGUUUAUGCAUAUCCCCAGUGAGCUUACAAAGAAAAUACCCGGCGAUCAAGAAUGCUUUGUGCCAAAACUGGUGAUCCACACAUUCACCAAAGCCCAUCCCAAGGGUGUCAACAAAUUACAAUUCUUCCCCCAUUCUGGACAUUUACUCCUAUCCUGUGGGAACGAUGCGACUAUCAAAUUAUGGGCUAUUCGCGACGCUUUAGAGUUGUUGCGCAUUUAUAAGGGUCACAAGCUAGCGGUAAAGGACAUUUCAUUCAACUCCACUGGUGACAAGUUUCUCAGUUGUGGGUUUGACAAAAUCAUUAGAUUGUGGAAUACGGAAACUGGCGAAGUAAUAAAGACAUUUGAAAUGUCUUCAAUCCCCAAUGUAGUCCGGUUCAACCCCAACAUUGAGUCCGAGUUUGUGGUUGGUUUACUGAACCACAAGAUUGAACACUAUGAUUUAGCAGCUAUUCAUAACCCAAUACAAACGUACGACCACCACAUUGGUGCCAUAAAUGAUAUACUAGUGGACAAAGAAACGUUUAUAUCCACAUCCGAUGACAAAUCAGUACGUGUGUGGCAUUGGCAAAUCAAUAUUCCCAUAAAAGUCAUUUCGGAUCCAUCACAAUUUUCAACCCCAUCAAUCAAAAAACAUCCAAAGGCAAACUACAUUGCUUUGCAAAGCAUGGACAAUUGCGUCAAAGUGAUACACUCAACACGCAAAUACAAAUGGAACAAGAAUAAACUCUUCAAGGGUCACCAGAGUGCUGGUUAUGGAAUAGAAAUUGGAUUUUCGCCUGAUGGAAAAAUUCUAAUGAGUGGUGAUGCACGAGGAUAUGCAGUGUUUUGGGAUUGGCAAAGUAAAAAAAUUGUAAACAAGUUGAAAUUGAGCACCUUACCAAUCAAGUGCAUCACUUUUCAUCCAUUAGAGACGAGUAAAGUUGCCAUAGCGGGCAAUAGUGGCGAUAUAUACUACUGCGAUUGA
Lodderomyces parapsilosis is the source of this 1350-nucleotide messenger RNA. RefSeq lists its product as uncharacterized. Gene Ontology annotation, biological process: mRNA splicing, via spliceosome. The record is from RefSeq and is a predicted model, not a curated record. Gene Ontology annotation, molecular function: mRNA binding; protein binding. Bases 1 to 1350 code for a protein of 449 amino acids. NCBI's taxonomy places the organism in Eukaryota, Fungi, Ascomycota, Pichiomycetes, Serinales, Debaryomycetaceae. The transcript has a single exon. Gene Ontology annotation, cellular component: catalytic step 2 spliceosome.